Molecule: messenger RNA, 9525 nt
Organism: Mugil cephalus (flathead mullet)
Lineage: Eukaryota; Metazoa; Chordata; Actinopteri; Mugiliformes; Mugilidae
Product: transcription initiation factor TFIID subunit 4-like
Exons: 15
Coding region: 448-3699 (1083 amino acids)
Biological process (GO): DNA-templated transcription; transcription initiation at RNA polymerase II promoter
Cellular component (GO): transcription factor TFIID complex
Molecular function (GO): DNA binding; protein heterodimerization activity; RNA polymerase II general transcription initiation factor activity
Source: RefSeq, a predicted model, not a curated record
UCAGCCAUUCUCUUGUAUCGCGAUAUUAGACGAGAUUACGGUUCCUCACCCUUCCCCCAACAUUAUUCGAGGAUACCUUUUAGAUGUAGAAAGAAAAAAAUAAGAAACGAUAGAGGAUAUUUUUGUUCAAUGCAUAAUCACGAACCAUGUUUCUAAAUAUUGUAAAACUGAUAUAUAAGUGGCUGAGGAGUAUCUCCCAGGUGUAACAUCUUUUAAAGUGGCCGAUGGUUAUGUAACAACACGGUACUUAAACAGCUGACGAGCUGUGUUUUUAUACUUCCCUUGAAUUAGCCUUCAAUAAAAUAUAUGAAAAAUACAGCCAGGUUGCCCCCCUUCAUUUAAUGACGUCAGAUUCAUUCCCACAAUGCAUAGUAACACGCAGGCGCAUUGUAAAAUAUAUAUAUAUAUUUAUAUAUAUAAAUAUAUAAGAGCUAUCUGUGAUCAGAGAUGGCGGGCGCCUCCGACCCCCUGGAAGAUAUGCUCUUUUCAGAGGUGGAUGAAAAAGCUGUGAGCGACCUAGUGGGCUCGUUGGAGUCUCAGCUUGCAGGGCAAAGCAACCCAGUGGGAAAAACAGACGAAAACGGAGGCGCUGGCUCCGUGGCCCCCGCUAACCAUCACUUAGGAAAAACGCUACCAGCUCCAGUGAGCACCACAACACUAGAACAACAACAACAAGGACGGCGUAAUAAACCUGAGAUGCGCCAGGAGAUCAACUCUAAAGACGUGAGCCCGGAUAAAACUGUCACAUCUCCUUCACUGGGCUGCGCUCCUGCUUUUGGCGAGCCCUCCACCACUUCGGCUGCCUCUGUGAACGCCACUAGCAGCGGCUCGCAAUCACAUGGAGCAUCCAUCACAACACUGACUGCAUCUGGUGUGUCAACUUUGGCGUCUCCGCCGGCCAGCAUCAGCACCACGACCUGCAGCCGGGGCUCUAAGGUUACCCCGGGCACGGGCGAGACGUCGACCGAGGCGAACACGCCGAGGAAGCGCGUAGCGACGCCUCGGAGGAGCGCCUCGGCUCGGAUAAAGAGUUUGAACGGCGCAGCUAUAACGACGAGGAGGAACAGCAACACGGCGGUGGCGGACAACGUUAGCUCUGUGGAAACCAGUGCAACUCCACCAAACUCCACCCGACCGGUCACAUCCUCUAUCAACACCUCGACUUUCACCGUAUCCAACGCUAAUCUGCCUCUAGGUCAGUCGGCUAUCGCUCUCGACCGGGGGACUCCUACCAUUGCUUUGCACAGACUACCGAGUCACAUCGUAGCCAGUAUAGCCCAGAACGGCAGCGGGACCAGUGUUACGGCCUUGGUCCGGCAGGGCGCACCUAUAGGACCCGUGACCCCGCCACCCCCUCAGGGGAACCACGGCAAAACAGUCACGGACACCGGGGCUUCCAAAACAGACGACUGUCAGUCCAAAGCUGUAAUGUCAACCCAGCCUAGUAGUGUCAGUUCUGUGAUAAACACUGUUUCCUCUUCUUCUUCUUCUUCUUCUUCUUCUCCCCUUGUCACACCGACUACAACUACAGCUGCAGCUACAACAACCACAACAAUAAGCCACCCUCUGAGCUCUGCCACAACAACUGCGGGUGCCACAGGGAUGUCAACCAGCUCUGUAUGUGGUACUACUCAGACCACAUCGGUGACAACCACUGUCAGUAUGUUAAGGCCCACAGCUCCCUCUCCCACGCCAGCUGUGGCCACCCCCGUGCAGACUCAGCCCCGUCCUGGACUCACUGCACCUCAGAGGAUCGUAGCCCCCCAGCUGAUUGUCAGACCGCCUCAGCAGCAGACGACCAUUCAGCUGCCCCCGGGGUUUACCAUCCCAGCGGGGAUGGUGUUGGUACGUACAGAGCUAGGCCAGCUGGUGAUGGUUCCUCAGCAGGCUUUGGCUCAAGCUCAAGCUCAAGCUCAGGCCCAAGCCCAGAACAACAUCUCUCCACGACCAGCUACCCCCACCACUGGGGCAUCCUUCAGAGUUACAACGCCACAGCAGUCUCCUGUGACCUCUCAAACAACCAGGCAGUGCCCUUUGACCCCGGCCAAGAUGGCACCGACUCCCUCUCCCACUCCUUCCAGCCCUGCCCUCCAGACCUCUUCUUCCUCCUCCUCCUCCUCUUCCUCCUCCUCUUGUCCUGCACUUCGCCCAAAGGCCCCCGUGGCACCGGCCGUGGCUGUGACGGCUCCGCAGCAGACCCCCGUGGUUAUGGCCCCGCAGGCCCCGGCCCAGCCUCCCUCCCAGCCAGUGCAGCCACAGCAGACGGGCAUCGCCACGGCCCCCGGAGCUCCUGUCGUGUCUCAGGAAAUGCAAGAGAAUGUGAAAAAGUGUAAGAAUUUCCUGGCAACACUUAUCAAGCUGGCAUCUCACAACUCUCCGUCCCCCGAGACUUCCAAGAACGUUAAGGCUCUGGUUCAAGACCUGCUGGAUGCCAAGAUUGAACCAGAGGAGUUCACCAGCCGGCUGCAGACUGAGCUCAAGUCGUCUCCUCAACCUUACCUGGUGCCCUUUCUCAAGAAGAGCCUCCCGGCCCUGAGGCUGUCUCUGCUGAACAGUCAGCAGUCCCUGACACAGCCCCCGCAGCAGGGAGUCAAACCAGUGCCCGGCGGCACCCCUCCUGCCGUCGUGACUGGGCCAGCUGUCCGCAUACGCCACCCCAACAGCGUCAGCACCACCACGGGUGCCAGCGCGCUGCCCGCCGGGACGCUCGGACAUGCAGCUGCCAUGGGUGUCAAGGCCGGAGGCGCGGUUGGUGCCCAGGUCCGAAUGCCCAUGGUGAUCACGCAGUCCAUCAGGGCGCAAGGCACUAUGGGAAAGGGAGCCAUCAUCCAAGCAGGCAAAAGUCCGAUGGGCCUGCCUGUUCAGAUAUCUGGAAAUCAGAAAAACAAGCUCAACGACCCCGGAGGAGGCUCUUUCAGGGACGAUGAUGACAUCAAUGACGUGGCCUCGAUGGCCGGCGUGAACCUGAACGAGGAGAGCGCGAGAAUACUCGCCACCAACUCCGAGCUAGUGGGAACGCAGAUCCGCUCUUGUAAAGACGAAGCAUUUCUCCAUCCGGGGCUGCUACACCGACGAAUUCUGGAAACAGCUAAGAAGUUUGGCGUUACGGAGGUCCCCAUGGAGGCAGUGACAUUCAUCUCACACGCCACGCAGUCACGACUACGAACGGUGGUAGAAAAGGUUUCUACUAUUGCACAGCACCGACUGGAUUCAUGUAAGGACGAGGAGUGCUACGAGCAGUCUGCAGACGUCCGCUCUCAGCUUCGCUUCUUCGAGCAGCUGGAGAGAAUCGAGAAGCAGAGGAAGGACGAGCAGGAGAGAGAGAUACUUCUGAAAGCCGCCAAGAGUCGCUCCCGGCAAGAGGACCCAGAGCAAGCUCGACUGAAACAGAAAGCUAAGGAGAUGCAACAACAGGAGCUGGCCCAGAUGAGGCAGCGAGAUGCCAAUCUAACAGCACUAGCCGCAAUUGGACCCCGGAAAAAACGCAAAGUGGAUUCACCAGGGGCCACUCCAUCAGGGACCGAGGUUUCCAGCGGCGCGGCGGGCUCCCCGGCCAGCUCCUCUGCCCCGUCCACCUCAUCACGCCAGUACACACGGCAGCGCAUCACUCGCGUCAACCUCAGGGACUUAAUCUUCUACAUGGAGCAGGAGAGAGAGACCGCCCACUCGCUCCUCCUUUACCGUGCCCUGCUCAAGUAGCCUCUGCUCCGCUCAGCGCCCACCUCAGCCUCCUCCUCCUCCUCCUCCUCCUUCCCAGCCACGUGCCUUCAGAUCAGGUCUAAUAUUUCAGCUCUGUGUCUCCAUAUGUACUGUAGUGCUGUUCGAUGUAGCUUUUAAUAACACUUUUAAGAAAGAGAGGGACAGAGACAGAGAGAAAAAUACAAAAAUAAAACUGUUGUCAGCGUCUUCUCCGUUUAGCUUCACGGUGUGUAGUUAGAUCGUUUAAUUUAAGGGCCAUAUCAUAUUCUCUUUAUGUUGGAUUUGCUUGAGGAACUUUGUGUUAAUGUCACAGAGAACUUGUUCCACGUAUACUGGGUAGCAGUUUAUUUGAUAUUGUCGGCAGAAACUUUUAAUGAACCACCUAAAAUUAAGUAACAGAGUAAUACUCAUACCUCGACACAGUCUACAAUAUUCUCCAUAAGCUAUUUGUUGAACACAGUUCAAUGAAUGUAGUCUAGCUGAACUUAAUAAAUGAGAUUCUACAGAUUUCAUUCAGAUUCCAAAUAACAGCAUCACGUUUCAUUUCCUUGCCGUAUGUGUAAAUAGUUCUUUUGGAAUUAUUUUACAGCAUGUAUAUUUUUGUCACAUGUAAGCUUUGUAAGAAGAGGAAUACUCCAUGUGUCAGUACUAUGAAACCCGAUGUUUUGUAAAACCACGUGCUAUGAAAGAGUCAAAUUUAGACAGGCUUUUCUGUAAAGUGUUGUUACGAGGCAGCCUGCGCCUGUCCCUUCAGCAAAGGUCAUUUAAUAAAACCACAGUCCGCGCUGUGUGUCACCACUUUUCGAUUGGUCACCCUCGUAGAGUGAGUCAGUAUUUUUUUUAUUUUUUAUUUUUUUUUUAGAGCACACAUAAUGUGAACCUUGUUUUUAUGAGUAGUUGUGUGCAUUUUGUGUCCUGCAGUAUCAUGCCCACAUAUCGCUGUACGAAGGUAAGUUUUGGUGACCUUGUAGGUCGGUCGGUUCCUUGAUCUUUCACUGUCCUUGUCCUUUCUGCGUCAUGAUCAUUGUUCAAGGAAAAAAAAAAUACUACGUUUCAACUCAUUGUCAAGGAGCCCCGCCACCUCCACCACCACCACCCACACUUUGAUAAUGACUGAGUAAAUCAAUGAAGCAUUUUAUUAAUAGAGAUGAAAUAUCACAGCAGUUCUAUGAUUCCAGCCUAAAACUGAUUUCUAUAUAUUAUUUUUUAUAUUUUUUCUUCUGUCUUUGUAUUACUGAUUGAACGACGGGAUAGAACAGCUGCUUUUACAAUGUCGUUUUGCAUUUUCGCCUUCGAAUUUUUUUUUUCUAAUCCUUCCUGUAACAUCGUCCAUUUUUGUUUCGUUUCGUUUUUUUUCUAUUUAACUAAAUAUCUUGGCCUCUAUGCAGCUUUUCUCGUCAUAUUGAAACUUAUUUAAAUAUGGGUGACAUUUUAAAACUAUCGUUGUGCAUUGUAUAUUUUGACAGCACUUUUUUUAAUAUCUAUUUUACCUGACAACUGAAAGCUGUCACUGUAUUAUAGCAAAGAAAUUACUCUUUUAAGUAUAAACGGUAUUACCAGUUUCUGUCAAAAGACGCUUAUUUUUAACAAUUAAUAUAUUUCUUUUUCUUGUUUUUCUUUCCUUUUUUUUUUUUUUUGGCUUUUAUGCUUAACAAGUUUUGGUAGACUUUAUCUCCAAAAAAUACCAUGUUUCAAAAACAAGCACAACAAUACCUUUCUGUGGGUUUUCUGUGGUUCCCGGUGGUUUCACAGGAAGACAUUUCUACUACUACUACUACUAGUACUACUACCACUACUACUACUACAGCUUUUUAGCCAAAAUGUUAUGACAAUAUUCCUGAUGUGAAACAGACGGGGAAAUAACAUUUCAAUGUAAGGAUGAUUUGUAAAUAUUGUUUACAAGACUAUGUGUUUAUUAGAACCACGUUAUUUUUGGUAAACUCUUGUACAUAUCUUGGAAAUUUCUUGUUUGUGUGGAAAAAAAACAAUACUUAUGUAUUUGUACCUAUUUUGUAAAGGAAUAAAUGAGCUGUUUACUAAACUAAACAUAAUGUAUAUUUUUCAGUUCUUUCCCUUCAGCGUGUACGUGGAGAAAUGACAAUUCUGAAAUGACUUAAUAGCUAAGCAGCGUACCCUCCUCCCCGUUCCUAAAAGUGAAAAGCAAGCUAUAUUGUGUUUUUCCAAGACAUUUUUUUUUUUUUUUUUUUUUUUUUUUUUACCGAAGUCAUCUGCUAAUUCAGUCUGCUUCAUUUCCAUUUCUAACACUGCACAUGCUAAGUACAAACUGAGUCAAGCGCUGCUGCUCAACUAUGAAAAGUCCCCCUAGGUUUCUGCUGCUAAUUAAGCAGAAGCAUUUUUGAAAAGACCAAACCGUUUAACUCAGUGCGAAAUAUUGGGGUUUAGGAGCGUAUUGGUUUCUCGGCCUAUGCCUUGGUCCCUCUGGAGCUCCAGACUGCUGAUCUGGAUUCAGCCCUGAAGACGACCUCCCCCCUCCUUUGCGAAGAACGAACGGGGGGGCGCGCACAUGCUUCCGUACAGUAGGCUGGUGAGAUUUAUCCUGUUUCGUCGGUUCAGUUGGAGGACACAGAGUUCACUGUCCUUCGUGCAAUAUGUUGCAUAAUGGUUUUAGCUGGCAUCGUUUACAGUAAACCCUCUUCAUCUCUUCUCUUCGUAUGGAACAUCAUGAGAGCAGUAAGACACAGGCCAGACAUACAGUACAUCCUUUUAUUAUCGCAAAUAUGCAAGAAAAGUCAAAUGGAGACACUGUAAAUGAACACAUGCCCUUUAAUACCACAGUCUAAUUGUUUUAAACACUUUAAAUAAUAUACAUUUGCACCUUAUUAUACCCUUUGAAAUGUUUUAAUCCAUAUGUACACAAUGUAAUGCUUUGAAUUCUUUUCAUUCUUUUUGUGAAGAGGACUUAGAAGUCUCUUAAAAACUUGAGGGUCCCAUAAAACCCAGAGUCCUUGAUAAUUCAAUUUACAAUAACUGUACAACUGACCCGCCUCAGAAGUGGAGUGAUUGCCACGUGGACUGCCUCGACACACUGACCAGUACUUUCGACUGGAAAGGGUGACAUGUGCGAGCGUGUCAGUGAAGUUUCCAGUCCCGUCAAGUCGGUCGAGCUCUGUGGUUGACCUGCCAUCUACGCAUGUGCUGAGUCAAAAAGGGGGCUUCCCUGGUUUGGUUAUUGCGAUGAGAGAGACCCACCCAUGCCGGCAUCUUUUGUUCCUUUUCCUUGCUUUAUUUCCAUAUUGGAAGUAAUGUGGUUGAAAGCCCAUUAUAUGAUGGUUUUAAAAAUAGGCCUUCUCUCCUUCCUCCCUGAAAACGAAAGUUAUUUUUGUGGGUUUUGUAGGUGUGGUUCCAAUCAUUCGCACACCUCUUUCUCAAGAAAUAACCUAAUGACACUUAAUGCCAGGUGGUAUUAAGUUACAAAGGCGUUGGGAUCAGGAGAGGAAUCCAGUCAUCUUGGCUGCACAGUACACCAUGUUCUGAAUAUUCUUGUAUUUUGACUCAUCAGUUUGUUUGGUUUGUUGUGGUGUGGUCCGCUGAGUUACGGCGUAGGAGGGCAUUUUGAAAAUGAGGCACAGGGGAUGACACAGCAGCAGGGGGUGCAACCCCGGUUUCUACUGGCACCGCUGAGCUGCGAGGCCUUCAGGGAGGCGGAGGGGGGUGAGAACCGCUGUGAAGAGUCCAACAUGCCUCGGCACAUGAAAGGCCUGGUUGACCAUUCCCUUUGAGGCGAGUGGAUGCAAAGGCGCAGGCCACUGGCAGGUCAGAACAAAGAUGGACUUGAUUGUGAUAAAGACCCUCGGGGAAGACUGCACUAGACGCGGGGCUACACUUACACCAAGCCCAUCUUUAUCCAUCUCAUUGGCCUUGUUUAAUCAGCGGCAUCCAGACACACGGUCAGAACAGCUACCACCCAUUUUUAAUGGACAACUAAAAACAAUCGGUUUAACUCAAACAACUGGCAGCACCCACAAAGAUCAGAAUGCACUUUUCUUUUCUCUCCGUCUUUUGGAAUGUUAGAAACAGCAUCUGUAAGUAACACACAAAUACAAAGCAUGAAAACUUGGCCUUUCUUGUUUCUGGCUUUGAUGGAGAAAUGUUGAGAAUAAGACCAAAAGAAUGAGAGCAGGAUAGAGUAAAUGCCGCCCACUCGCCUCUUUGUGAAUAACAUGCCGACGUUGGGAGUACAGUUCACUUUGGGUUCUGCCAUACAUCCAUGUGAAGAACCACUGAAAUAAUCUUGGCUUAGAAGUGACAAUAUUGAAACAGAGACUUUGUCUUUCAAACUCGGUCUGAAGGUACCCGGAGCUAUCCUCAACCAAACUGUCAAGACUGGAGGCCUGCAGGAUCAAAUGUUGGUACCCUUCAUACAGUUUUGAAUAAUGCAUUGCGUCUUCUUUUUCUAUAAACUGCAAAAAGAACAUCUUUAUAUUUGUACAAUCAACAAAAUAGGCACCUUGUCUACUUUGGUACCUAGAGUGUUUGUUCUAUUUUCUUUUCUUUUCUUCUUUUUUUUUUUGUUCAUGUGUUGUAAUGUCACAGUCUGCUAAAACAUGAGAAGAUGAACAGCAUGACUUGGCACUGCUCACUGGGUUCAAACAAGUGUUUUUUGGGAACAGGGCAGGGCAGCUCAGGAGGAAAUGUUUAAGUGCAAAAAAACAUUAAGCAUUUAAAGUACAUCUCUUGCUGAUCAUGAGACAUACUGGUAAACGUCAGCUUUCCCCAUUGGUCCUCACGUCCCUAACAUUCUAACUCAAAAAAAACAAAAAAAAAAAACAACUGCAUUAUACUUAGAGCAUGUGCAAUUUUCGAUUCCGGCGUUUCAAAUUUACAGACGCUCUUAAACUUGUGCUAAAUACGAACAAAUGUUUUGUGCUCGUGCGAGAGAAUCCGACCAGAGACCCGGGAUAUGUUUUAGAGCUAAUAAGCAGAAAUUCUAGAGCACUGUUUUAUGUGUGCUACACAUUUGACUAUAAACAAUGUUGAAACAUCCAGGUUUUCUUCCAUUCCUGUUUGAACAAUGGGACUUUUUCCGGCUCUGAAUGCAUUGCCAGUCAGAUCGCUUUAGCCACAUAGCCCGCAGACAUCUUAGUUUCUGCAGCUACUGCCAAGAAAUGCUCCCUCACAAGCUCUCAAAGCCUAAUGAAUACAAGUUCAUACAUCCUUCAUAUUGGAGAAAGGAAAAAAAAAGAGACAUUAAAAAUAAUCCUAUUAAUAAUAAUUGUUUACACCAUGUCAUGAUAAGAACAGCAAAAAGGAGCAAGAAGAACAUACUUUAGAAACAACAAUGAAAAACUGUAAUAAACAAUCAGUUUGGCAAACGAUAGUGUGUUCAGAGACGCUCGACAUCUGCGGUCAGGCCUGUGGGUCAUGGGCUCUUGAGGAUUAGGGCCUUUUUGGGGGGGACUCACAAAAUCAGACUGUGUCCUCUUCUUGUCAUCCUUAAAAAAAUUCUUGUUUACCAAAGUGUCAUUGUCCCACAGCAGGCUUCUCUUGGUCAGUCAGAUAAGUUACGGGCCUCACACAGAAACAGAACUGGAUGAUACACCGCUGAGAGGGUGGUAAAGGGAUGGGGAGGGGGGCGUAUGUUGAAGCUGAACGGUGGAGUCGAUUGGGGUUGAAAGAGAGGGCGGUGGUGUCCCUCCAAAAGGUUCGGGCCACGUAUUUUUUAUUUUUUUUUUUUCAUAAGAGAGUAAAGGAAAAAAAUCAACCAGUCGCUGUGCUAAAUUAGUGAGCUGCCGUAGCGUUCAUUUGUCAUCGUUGUUGUUUUCAUCACGGUCCCAGAUUCUUUGGGCGUUUUUUUUUUUUUUUUUU